Molecule: messenger RNA, 3123 nt
Organism: Homalodisca vitripennis (glassy-winged sharpshooter)
Lineage: Eukaryota; Metazoa; Arthropoda; Insecta; Hemiptera; Cicadellidae
Exons: 3
Coding region: 527-961 (144 amino acids)
Source: RefSeq, a predicted model, not a curated record
CUGAAAAUAGUGUUUAAAGAGUACUAAUUUUUAGUGCUGUAUUUGCCUUGAUUAAAAUUAAAAAAACCAACAAACCUAUAUUGAUAUUCGAGGAAUACAUGGCUGUUUUAAGUAUGUGUUCACACUUGAGCCAUGAUCACUAAUCUCCUAAAUGAUUGAUUUUAAUUAGUUAUUACUUGUACCUUUCUUGUAUAAAUUUCAUUAAAGGUACACUGUUGGUAAGAAGCAAACCUCAAACCUAUACUGCUUGAAUUGAUCCAAUGAGAUAUAAAGUAAAAACUAUUGACGAAGCACCAGUACCUUAUGAAAACUAAUUUAUUAAAUCUUGACACAUUAAUGUUUAGUAUUAUUUUAAGCAAACGGAGAAGCCUGAAAAUUGUUAUGUAAUGGUUUGUUGGGAAGCCAGAUAAAUGACUGUGAAUGGAUGUAACAGGAUUCUCCGGAGGUUACAUUGGAAAGUGAGUAAACUGCUUACAUCAGUGUGUAACGUUACCUCAAGCAGGUUAGUGUCUUGUUAACUGUUGAGAUGGGUAAUAGUGCUACUAGUGGGGGAACGGUUUGUUUACGCCCGCCAAAUGCACUUAUUGCUUGUACUCAUGGGCAUCAUCUAGAUGCCAGGAUGGGUGGAGCAGUCAGCCACUUCUUCCAGUCCGGGAGUGCGCUGUUAACUGUUGGUAACCAUCGGGGCUGCUCAGAUGCAACCAGAGCCCGCGUCAGGAUGGUAUUCGAUGUAUUGAGAGCGAAUCCCAGAGUCACUGUUCAACGACUCGAAGGUCUUCUUUCACAAAUACCAAAGAGUGAAAAUGUCCUAGUAGUCCACAAUGAAGAGGGAUACAAUCUGCUACAGAAGGUUGUGGCCAUCAAUAACGUGGACAUGCUCCGCUGGAUCCUGUCUCGUAACACUGAUCUUAAUCGUGGGGCAUGCUCCUUCCCACUGCACAUCGCUUGUCUUAGAGGGUAAUUCUGGAUACAUCUAAAACAACUCAAGUGUUUAUUCUAGAAGUCAAUAAAUUAAAAAUAUUGGUUUUCUUCCAAAUAAAACCUCAAUUUUGAUAAGUGACAACAGUCAUCCAAAGGACGAGGCCAACACGUUUUAUAAAUAAGUUUUUAAAAUCAGUAAAUGUCACUUACCAGACAUUUUCUUACUAAAGCAAAUCAUAACUCAGAUAUGAAUGAAAAUUUGCAAACCAUCAUAUUUCAAGAUGUCCAUUUCAAAUAGUAUCUCUUAAUAUUUCUAGAAACAAUAACUUAUCAAAAGAAUUUCUUAUGAAGAAAUGUAUUCCUCACUUCGAUUUUUAAUCAAUGUUAAUGCCAAAUCAUAACUCAGAUAUGAAUGAAAAUUUGCAAACCAUCAUAUUUCAAGAUGUCCAUUUCAAAUAGUAUCUCUUAAUAUUUCUAGAAACAAUAACUUAUCAAAAGAAUUUCUUAUGAAGAAAUGUAUUCCUCACUUCGAUUUUUAAUCAAUGUUAAUGCCAAAUCAUAACUCAGAUAUGAAUGAAAAUUUGCAAACCAUCAUAUUUCAAGAUGUCCAUUUCAAAUAGUAUCUCUUAAUAUUUCUAGAAACAAUAACUUAUCAAAAGAAUUUCUUAUGAAGAAAUGUAUUCCUCACUUCGAUUUUUAAUCAAUGUUAAUGCCAAAUCAUAACUCAGAUAUGAAUGAAAAUUUGCAAACCAUCAUAUUUCAAGAUGUCCAUUUCAAAUAGUAUCUCUUAAUAUUUCUAGAAACAAUAACUUAUCAAAAGAAUUUCUUAUGAAGAAAUGUAUUCCUCACUUCGAUUUUUAAUCAAUGUUAAUGCCAAAUCAUAACUCAGAUAUGAAUGAAAAUUUGCAAACCAUCAUAUUUCAAGAUGUCCAUUUCAAAUAGUAUCUCUUAAUAUUUCUAGAAACAAUAACUUAUCAAAAGAAUUUCUUAUGAAGAAAUGUAUUCCUCACUUCGAUUUUUAAUCAAUGUUAAUGCCAAAUCCGUUUACUGAUUUCUUUUCUUGUUAUUUAUAGGCCUAACUAAGUGAAUACGAUUUUUCAUUUUUACAAGAACCAAAAUUGCAAAGAACUAAUUUACUGAACUGUUAAAUUAUGUUGUAAUGUUCUAUAAAACUGUAAUGUCCAGGUGCUUGGUGUAAUAUUGUUAUCACAACAAAUCAUUGUUUCUCGGGCUUUAACCUGAUCGGCUUAUAAUCUUUCUUUCAGCUUAAGAUUUUUGAGUUUGACUGCUAAGUUCUUUUAGCUGUUACCGUCUCAGAAUAAAAAAAAUGCUCAGUCUCUUUGUCGUUUAGUCUUGGGAAUAAUAGUGUCAGUGUUUUAAGCUCCACACUCGAUUAAUAGACUGAUUUCUGUGUUCUCUUGGUGAUGAAGUCGUUUUGUUGGGUUAAUAAAUUACCUCACGUUGGUGAUGCCAUAUGUUAAUUGCGCAGAUGUGUAGAUUUAAUAAAUAACAACACGGGUAACAAAGAUAUUAUGAUAUGAUAAAGAUCAAAUGUGUGUGGGGAUAACAUGUGAUAGCCCGAUGUUGAUUGCCCCUUACAUCAUAAUAUCUAAGUCCCAAUCCAGGAAUAUGGGUUGUUAUAAACUUCAGUGAUGUCAUAGUUAUAGGUUGGGUGUCUAACUACCCAUGUCAUAUCAUAUGUAGAUGUCCAAGUCCAGGUGUAUUUUAAAAUAUUAAUAAUAUUUCCUUUUUUGGAUAUGUAGAUAUUUAAAUGUAGAUAUUACCAAUGUAGAUAUUUAAAAUGUGUGUCAGUCAAUAUAUGCCUAGACCAGUAUAGGUGAUGUGAUAAAUUGAGGUUAAACCUUGUAGUAUGUUCAGUAUCAAUAACAUACUCACCACCAGUUUACUUCAGGUUCAACAACCUUUCCUCACUUUAAUUUAAACUACACUACUACUAUUUGUUGUUGGGCUUAGACCUAGGCUACCAUCACUUUACUGUUUGUUACGAUUUUCAAUGUGGGAAGAUUGUAAUCACUAUCACUUUGUAUAUUUUCGUAAAUACUAGAAUAUAUGAGCUGUUGGGAAAACAUUGUAGUACUAGAGGACAUGCUGAAAAAUCCUGGUCUUCAACCUGCAGAAUAUUUUGAAAGAUAGGUAACAAUAAGCAUAAUUUUUUCCAGCUUAAUACAAUAAAUUAAAAAU